AUGUAUGCUUCCUCAAUUGAAUGUGAUGAGUGUAUAGUUGAAGGUGAUGGUUGUCUAACUGAAGGUGAUGGUUGUCUAACUGAAGGUGAUGGUUGUCUAACUGAAGGUGAUGGUUGUCUAAUUGAAGUUGAUGGUUGUCUAACUGAAGGUGAUGGUUGUCUAACUGAAGGUGAGGGUUGUCUAACUGAAUGUGAGGGUUGUCUAACUGAAGGUGAGGGUUGUCUAACUGAAGGUGAUGGUUGUCUAACUGAAGGUGAUGGUUGUCUAACUGAAUGUGAGGGUUGUCUAAUUGAAGGUGAUGGUUGUCUAACUGAAGGUGAUGGUUGUCUAACUGAAGCUGAGGGUUGUCUAACUGAAGGUGAGGGUUGUCUAACUGAAGGUGAUGGUUGUCUAACUGAAGGUGAUGGUUGUCUAACUGAUAGUGGAGGUUGUCUUACUGAAGGUGAUGGUUGUCUAACUGAAAGUGAUGGUUGUCUAACUGAAGGUGAUGGUUGUCUAACUGAAGGUGAUGGUUGUCUAACUGAAUGUGAGGGUUGUCUAACUGAAGGUGAGGGUUGUCUUACUGAAGGUGAUGGUUGUCUAACUGAAGGUGAUGGUUGUCUAACUGGAGGUGAUGGUUGUCUAACUGAAGGUGAGGGUUGUCUAACUGAAUGUGAGGGUUGUCUAACUGAAUGUGAGGGUUGUCUAACUGGAGGUGAUGGUUGUCUAACUGAAAGUGAUAGUUGUCUAACUGAAGGUGAGGGUUGUCUAACUGAAGGUGAUGGUUGUCUAACUGAAGGUGAUGGUUGUCUAACUGAAGGUGAUGGUAGUCCAACAGAAGGUGAUGGUUGUCUAACUGAAGGUGAGGGUUGUCUAACUGAAAGUGAUGGUUGUCUAACUGAAAGUGAUGGUUGUCUAACUGAAUGUGAUGGUUGUCUAACUGAAAGUGAUAGUUGUCUAACUGAAGGUGAGGGUUGUCUAACUGAAGGUGAGGGUUGUCUAACUGAAGGUGAUGGUUGUCUAACUGAAGGUGAUGGUUGUCUAACUAAAGGUAAUGGUUGUCUAACUGAAGGUGAGGGUUGUCUAACUGAAGGUGAUGGUUGUCUAACUGAAUGUGAGGGUUGUCUAACUGAAGGUGAUGGUUGUCUAACUGAAGGUGAUGGUUGUCUAACUGAAUGUGAUGGUUGUCUAACUGAAGGUGAUGGUUGUCUAACUGAAGGUGAUGGUUGUCUAACUGAAGGUGAUGGUAGUCCAACAGAAGGUGAUGGUUGUCUAACUGAAGGUGAGGGUUGUCUAACUGAAAGUGAUGGUUGUCUAACUGAAAGUGAUGGUUGUCUAACUGAAUGUGAUGGUUGUCUAACUGAAAGUGAUAGUUGUCUAACUGAAGGUGAGGGUUGUCUAACUGAAUGUGAGGGUUGUCUAACUGAAUGUGAGGGUUGUCUAACUGGAGGUGAUGGUUGUCUAACUGAAAGUGAUAGUUGUCUAACUGAAGGUGAUGGUUGUCUAACUGAAGGUGAUGGUUGUCUAACUAAAGGUGAUGGUUGUCUAACUGAAGGUGAGGGUUGUCUAACUGAAAGUGAUAGUUGUCUAACUGAAUGUGAGGGUUGUCUAACUGAAGGUGAUGGUUGUCUAACUGAAGGUGAUGGUUGUCUAACUGAAGGUGAUGGUUGUCUAACUGAAGGUGAUGGUAGUCCAACAGAAGGUGAUAGGUGUCCAACUGAAGGUGAUGGUUGUCUAACUGAAGGUGAUGGUUGUCUAACUGAAGGUGAUAGGUGUCCAACUGAAGGUGAUGGUUGUCUAACUGAAGGUGAUGGUAGUCCAACAGAAGGUGAUGGUUGUCUAACUGAAGGUGAUGGUUGUCCAACAGAAUGUGAUGGUUGUCUAACUGAAGGUGAUGGUUGUCUAACUGAAGGUGAUGGUUGUCUAACUGAAUGUGAGGGUUGUCUAACUGAAGUUGAUGGUUGUCUAACUGAAGGUGAUGGUUGUCUAACUGAAGGUGAUGGUUGUCUAACAGAAGGUGAUGGUAGUCCAACAGAAGGUGAUUGUUGUCUAACUGAAGGUGAUGGUUGUCUAACUGAAGGUGAUGGUUGUCUAACUGAAGUUGAUGGUUGUCUAACUGAAGGUGAUGGUUGUCUAACUGAAGGUGAUGGUUGUCUAACUGAAGGUGAUGGUUGUCUAACUAAAGGUGAUGGUUGUCUAAGUGAAGGUGAGGGUUGUCUAACUGAAGGUGAUGGUUGUCUAACUGAAUGUGAGGGUUGUCUAACUGAAGGUGAUGGUUGUCUAACUGAAGGUGAUGGUUGUCUAACUGAAUGUGAUGGUUGUCUAACUGAAGGUGAUGGUUGUCUAACUGAAGGUGAUGGUUGUCUAACUGAAGGUGAUGGUAUUCCAACAGAAGGUGAUUGUUGUCUAACUGAAGGUGAUGGUUGUCUAACUGAAGGUGAUGGUUGUCUAACUGAAGUUGAUGGUUGUCUAACUGAAGGUGAUGGUUGUCUAACUGAAGGUGAUGGUAGUCCAACAGAAGGUGAUGGUUGUCUAACUGAAAGUGAUAGUUGUCUAACUGAAGGUGAGGGUUGUCUAACUGAAUGUGAGGGUUGUCUAACUGAAUGUGAGGGUUGUCUAACUGGAGGUGCUGGUUGUCUAACUGAAAGUGAUAGUUGUCUAACUGAAGGUGAUGGUUGUCUAACUGAAGGUGAUGGUUGUCUAACUAAAGGUGAUGGUUGUUUAACUGAAGGUGAGGGUUGUCUAAAUGAAGAUGAUGGUUGUCUAACUGAAUGUGAGGGUUGUUUAACUGAAGGUGAUGGUUGUCUAACUGAAGGUGAUGGUUGUCUAACUGAAUGUGAUGGUUGUCUAACUGAAGGUGAUGGUUGUCUAACUGAAGGUGAUGGUUGUCUAACUGAAGGUGAUGGUAGUCCAACAGAAGGUGAUUGUUGUCUAACUGAAGGUGAUGGUUGUCUAACUGAAGGUGACGGUUGUCUAACUGAAGUUGAUGGUUGUCUAACUGAAGGUGAUGGUUGUCUAACUGAAGGUGAUGGUAGUCCAACAGAAGGUGAUAGGUGUCCAACUGAAGGUGAUGGUUGUCUAACUGAAGGUGAUGGUUGUCUAACUGAAGUUGAUGGUUGUCUAACUGAAGGUGAUGGUUGUCUAACUGAAGGUGAUGGUAGUCCAACAGAAGGUGAUGGUUGUCUAACUGAAGGUGAUGGUUGUCCAACAGAAUGUGAUGGUUGUCUAACUGAAGGUGAUGGUUAUCUAACUGAAGGUGAUGGUUGUCUAACUGAAUGUGAGGGUUGUCUAACUGAAGUUGAUGGUUGUCUAACUGAAGGUGAUGGUUGUCUAACUGAAGGUGAUAGUUGUUUAACUGAAGGUGAUAGGUGUCCAACUGAAGGUGAUGGUUGUCUAACUGAAGGUGAUGGUUGUCUAACUGAAGGUGAUGGUUGUCUAACUGAAGGUGAUGGUAGUCCAACAGAAGGUGAUUGUUGUCUAACUGAAGGUGAUGGUUGUCUAACUGAAGGUGAUGGUUGUCUAACUGAAGUUGAUGGUUGUCUAACUGAAGGUGAUGGUUGUCUAACUGAAGGUGAUGGUAGUCCAACAAAAGGUGAGGGUUGUCUAACUGAAUGUGAGGGUUGUCUAACUGAAUGUGAGGGUUGUCUAACUGGAGGUUAUGGUUGUCUAACUGAAAGUGAUAGUUGUCUAACUGAAGGUGAUGGUUGUCUAACUGAAGGUGAUGGUUGUCUAACUAAAGGUGAUGGUUGUCUAACUGAAGAUGAGGGUUGUCUAACUGAAGGUGAUGGUUGUCUAACUCAAUGUGAGGGUUGUCUAACUGAAGGUGAUGGUUGUCUAACUGAAGGUGAUGGUUGUCUAACUGAAUGUGAUGGUUGUCCAACUGAAGGUGAUGGUUGUCUAACUGAAGGUGAUGGUUGUCUAACUGAAGGUGAUGGUAUUCCAACAGAAGGUGAUUGUUGUCUAACUGAAGGUGAUGGUUGUCUAACUGAAGGUGAUGGUUGUCUAACUGAAGUUGAUGGUUGUCUAACUGAAGGUGAUGGUUGUCUAACUGAAGGUGAUGGUAGUCCAACAGAAGGGUCCGUCCCACCUGGUUGGACUAUCAUUCACCCUGCCCAGUGUAGCUCCUUUAUAAUACCUACCUUUGCUAUAAACAAGUCUGACGUAUCAUAA
Molecule: messenger RNA, 4149 nt
Organism: Bolinopsis microptera
Lineage: Eukaryota; Metazoa; Ctenophora; Tentaculata; Lobata; Bolinopsidae
Exons: 18
Coding region: 1-4149 (1382 amino acids)
Source: RefSeq, a predicted model, not a curated record